This is a messenger RNA of Triticum turgidum subsp. durum (durum wheat), 1800 nucleotides long. The record is from the annotation of a GenBank genome assembly. Lineage: Eukaryota; Viridiplantae; Streptophyta; Magnoliopsida; Poales; Poaceae.
AUGGCCAAUGAGAAACAUGUCAAUUCAAAAGGCCAUGAAGUAAUAGAACUAUGCUGCAAAUCAGUGAAGGGUGUCAAAUUCUCAGAAGCAGAUGGUGUAAUUGGCAGUAAGACGCAGAGUUGUGAGCUACCCAAACAACAAAGUCUCUGCAAGCUGUUCUCGGAUGCUAUGGCUUCAUCGUCAUUCUCUUCGUCAACAUCAUCCACGUCCAUUGAAGGAGACAAAUGUGUAACUGCAGAAACUAGUAGUUCUGACAUGCCCAACAAAGCCUUCGCUAAGACUAAAGAAGCAAAUAAGCAUUGCGAUAACAAGUACUCUGCUGAGCCUAGUAACAGAGAGAUGUCUGCUCCAUUCAUUGAUCUGAAUAUGACACCACCAGAAUGUACUGAUUUAGGCUGCACCUACGAUUCAAAUUUAGAGGUGCCCAAUCUUGAGCAUAGACAUGAUGAAACUUUAAGUUCUGAUGCUGAAUUGCUCGCUGGUGGAGAAAACUUGAUGAAUUUAUCUUUUGGCUCACAGGGACUGGAAAGCCAACCACCUGCUUCUGACUUUGAAAAAAUAAAGAGUUCAAGAUGGGCAGGCACAUUUUUGAAUGGUGAGGCAAUCAAUGUUUCCGACAUAGAUGCUGUUGGUUCUCCACUGAGCUUAAGAGAACUCGCUGAGACUCGUUGGGGUUGCAGUAAUGUUUCAGUAAAUGAUACCAUGACUAUGAGUACAUAUCCUUGUGCAUUGCCAGACCAGACAUUUCAAGAUUCAUUUACGCAGCACAAGACUUGGUUCUCCAGAAAUCUGAAUAAUGUUGGCUCCCAGCUUUCUCGUGAAUGUAAUGUGUCUCACAGCACGGAGUUAUAUUCUCGUUCUGAGUUGAACGUGGGGCACGAGUGUAGUCCUUCUACGGGACAGACAGUUCGUUUGAUGGGUAAAGAUCUUACAGUUUGCACGACCAGAGGUGAAUCGUUUGCUGAAACUGCACAGAAACAUACAGGAACUUCCACCAAUGACUAUCUUAAGGCAAAUGUAUUAUUGCCACAAGGACAGCCUUUUUUCUCUUUACAAGCUCAAAGUUUCCCCAAUGUUGCGGUAAAUUCUACCAGAACAACUCAAGCUUCAACAUAUCAUGCAAGCACAAGUCACGCACAUUUUGGGUACAGGACUCCACAUGAUUUCAGUCACCCGUUUCCUGCAGCUAAUAUAUUUUCUGGAGAUCGAUUGCCAUAUGAAAGCAGGUAUGGUGGUUUUUCAAACUCACGGACCAAUCAGACUUUUCUAUUGGGGUGUCCACCUCUUCCGAAUCAUAGCAGUGCAGCAUUCCAUCAGAAUACACCGCGUCCUUGGCGUUAUUUCUCUGAUCCCUUCGCUGGGGAUGAACCACCUGCAGCACCAUUUUUGCCUGUAACCGGACAGCAAAGGACACCACCUUCAGUGUUCCAUGCCGAUUUACCUCGUCAACAUGUUGUGCAUUCAGCAAGGUCGUCGGUUUGCCCUCUUAACUCUGUGAGUUAUACACUCAGCCAUCCAGGCCAGGUAAUUCAAGAAGUUUCCAACAGCACAGGAGAUGCAGCCCUUCUGUCCAGAAAUACAGAGAACCGAAUGAGGAGAGCUGUUCCUGACAAUUCCAAUGCUUCUUCUAGUUGUCGCAGUGUGCAGAAGAGAUCAGGACCGGUGAAGCUCACUCCCGGCGCGAAGCAUAUACUGGUGCCAAGCGAUAGCACACAUGGCGAUUCUAUGCCUGUGUACUCCUGUUUAUCCUUCGGAAGUAGGAGCGGAAAUGCUGCAGGGUCUCAGAACAAAGGAGCAUGA